GGAAUUAAUAGAUGAUUAUUUCCCUAAUUCACAUCUAUGAAUAUCUAUCCAAGUACGUAUAGCUACCUAGGUACCUAGGUACGUACGAAAUUACCGCCUAUUUAAUCGUACAUGCUUAAUUGUUUCAGGAAACUGGAAUAAUGUAUCUUUCCUUAUCUUUCGGCCGAAGAUACCGUUCGACGAUUUGUUAUGACGGCUUCCUGCAGAUCGACAGGGGUUUAGAUAACUAUCUUUCCUUUGUUUAUGGUUCUGAAAUAUGAAUGGCUGCUAAUUCGAUGGGAAUCCCACGUUUCUCAGUGUGUUCGAUGUAACAGAUACCUAGGUAUGUGCGGGGAUAAGUAAGCAUGAAAUCUCUCCAAUGUUAUCGAGAAAGAUAUUCUUAAACCUCAUCCUCCCACGUAUGAUUAUUCUUCGUUCAAGUUCGAAUAUUGUUGAGGGUUGGAUAGACAAGCCGAAUUCAAACCACAUUAGGCGUUAAUAUUGCGGUUGAUAUACUCGCGGAUUCAAAAUGGCCUCACCAAUAUCUUCAAAUCAUGGCGACAUUGACGAGUCUUUGGUACCGGGAACUGUUCAUUUGGUGGAUCUCGAACAUACAAUGGCGACACGACAUGCUAAAGAUCAAAAAGAUAUCGUACUUGUACCAACACCAUCUACGGACCCAAAUGAUCCAUUAAAUUGGACACCAAGACGCAAAUACUUGGCUUUAACCUGCGCUCUACUCUAUACUUGGUUUAAUGGGAUGGCAUUAUCAGUUGUCUAUUCGGUUCUCGUACCACUCUCAACAGCACUCUCAGUAACGGAAGGGGAUCUUAACGCGGGAACGGGAUACAUGUUCCUUUUAUUAGGUUGGGGACUCCUCUUUUGGCAACCGUUCGCUUUACAAUACGGAAAACGCCUAACGUAUCUAAUCUCUUUGGUCGCACUCAUGGCUGUUACGGUGUGGGGUCCUUAUGCGCGUGGUAAUGGUCAAUGGAUUGCGAAUCGAGUUUUGACUGGUUUCUUCGCAGCGCCUAUCGAGGCCUUACCCGAGACAAGUAUCGCAGAUCUAUUCUUCGCUCAUGAGCGUGCUACUUAUAUGGGUUGGUAUGCCUUUACGCUCGUUGGAAGUAACUUUUUCGCCCCAGUCAUCAGUGGUUUUAUUAAUGAUGGAGUGGGUUAUCGAUGGGUGUUUUAUUUCCAAGCCAUCUUUUGCGCGGCAACUUGGAUAUUCCUAUUUUUCUUCAUGGAAGAAACAAAUUACGAUCGUCGGACCGUAGGUAUCGUCGCUGAAUUGAAUGAUGAUGUCGAUCAGUCAAGUCCAGACGCAGAAAAAGCCAAAGAGGGGUUGGAAGAACCAUCCGACACCAUUGGACGAAUCUCUUCUCCGGAAGCUCAACCGUCAAUCACCAUCAAAACAUUCUGGCAAAGAAUGUCCGUCAUGGAUAAACCUCGACCAUUUAUGAUGCAUUAUCGAGCAUGGCAAUCUUUAAAGUUGCUAUCUUGGCCUGUGGUAUUUUAUUCGGGAUUUAGUUAUGGAACUUACCUCAUUUAUUUCAACAUCCUCAAUGCGACGAGUUCUAUUAUUUUAGGUGGUCCACCAUAUAACUUUCGCCCGUCCCUCGUCGGUCUAAGCUAUGUUGCUUGCUUAGUAGGAGUCGUUGCAGCAUCGGCCUUUACGGGUGUAUUCUCGGAUCGAUUCAUCCUACGCCUAGCUCGUAAGAAUAAUGGCGUUUUCGAACCCGAGCAUCGAUUAUGGCUAUUUAUUGUUGCGACUUUAGUAAUUCCUUCCUCUUUGAUACUUUGGGGCGUCGGUGCUGCUCAUCAAGUACAUUGGUUUGGUUUGGUAUUUGCUAUGGGCACUACUGCUUUCGCCAAUACGAUGGGUGUCACUCUUAGUGUUUCCUAUCUAAUCGAUUCAUAUCGGGAUAUAUCUGGAGAUGCCUUAACAACAUGUAUUAUCAUUCGUAAUACUAUGAGUUUUGCUAUUGGAUAUGGUAUUACUCCUUGGUUGGAUAAUUUGGGAUAUCAAAAUUGUUUCAUUAGUGUUGCGUUUGUUGGGUUAGCUAUAUGUUCUAUUUUUCUGGUCAUGAUCAAGUGGGGUAAGAAGUUCAGAGAGAUGAAGAGGGUUGACUAUUGGAAUGAAGUUAAGAAAAGGAUUGAUCUUGGGUUAGUUCAUUAAGACUGCACUCUCAGAUGCUGGAGUAACCACCUAGGUAGGUUAAGAAAAGAUGGAAUGAUGGAAAUCAAUUAAAUAGAAAGAUAUCAUGCAAGCAUAUUCACAUCAUAAGUGCUAUAUUGGUAUCGUUGGUCUAUCAAUCUGGAUAGGUA
Molecule: messenger RNA, 2307 nt
Organism: Hypoxylon trugodes
Lineage: Eukaryota; Fungi; Ascomycota; Sordariomycetes; Xylariales; Hypoxylaceae
Product: putative MFS transporter
Exons: 1
Coding region: 509-2158 (549 amino acids)
Biological process (GO): transmembrane transport
Molecular function (GO): transmembrane transporter activity
Source: RefSeq, a predicted model, not a curated record